AUGUGUACAACUAUCAUCCGAUGUCUCCUAAUGCUCAUCAACAUCGUGUUUAUGAUAAUCGCUGCUGCCCUAAUUGCCGGCGGUGUCAUUUUGGCGUUUGUACCCAGCACGUUCAUAGAGCCGGCAUACCAGGAAAUAAAGAAGUCUGCAGAAAAGGAUAAUUAUAAUGUUCCCGAGAACGCCAAAGAAUUCAAAGACAUCCCACUUGUCUAUCAGAUCGGCAUUGCCUUGCUGGCGUUCGGCAUCUUCCUGUUCGGCCUCAGUCUCCUGGGCUGGUGCGGUUCCUGUUGCACUUCCUGUUGUAAAUGGAUGCUGGUCGUGUUCGCUGCCAUCAUUGUUCUCUUAAUGAUUGCCGAGAUUGUUGUCGGUACGCUUUUCUACGUGACUAACUCCCCACUUCACACCUCGCUGAGAACAGAACUAAAGAACAGGAUCAAGAACGAAUUCAGGAGUGAUGGGAAAGAUUCUUUCAGCAUGACGAUCAACUUGGUCAAUAAAUAUUUCAAAUGCUGUGGAGUAGACAGUAUCCAGGAUUUUACGGUUUUGAAUCCUCCUAGAUCGUGUGAAGCAGCUAAUGUAAACAAGGGUUGCUAUAGGAAACUGACUGACCUCAUCGACCAGAACAUUGUAUGGGCAGGUUUGGCACUAGCUGGUAUUCUACUGCUCCAGCUGAUAGAAGUAAUUUUUGCUAUCAUCGUCUACAAAUAUGACGGUAAAGUAAUGCCCAUCUAG
Molecule: messenger RNA, 732 nt
Organism: Candidula unifasciata
Lineage: Eukaryota; Metazoa; Mollusca; Gastropoda; Stylommatophora; Geomitridae
Source: the annotation of a GenBank genome assembly